Aspergillus affinis is the source of this 2391-nucleotide messenger RNA. RefSeq names its product putative ubiquitin fusion degradation protein (Ufd1). The transcript has a single exon. NCBI's taxonomy places the organism in Eukaryota, Fungi, Ascomycota, Eurotiomycetes, Eurotiales, Aspergillaceae. Gene Ontology annotation, molecular function: polyubiquitin modification-dependent protein binding. Bases 1 to 2391 code for a protein of 796 amino acids. Gene Ontology annotation, cellular component: VCP-NPL4-UFD1 AAA ATPase complex. The record is from RefSeq and is a predicted model, not a curated record.
AUGGCCAUGGCACCAGAGCCGUUGCGCUGGUCGUCGGAUUUCAAGGUCACUCCGUCCCAACUUACACCUAAACUGCCCGGAGAUAAGAUCAUCUUGCCCCAAUCUGCUCUGGCACAGCUCUUGGCUGCCGCUCCGCUCCAGGAAACGAACCCCCCCCCUCGUUCGCACACCGCUGCCUUCGAUCCGCUCAACCCAUAUACCUUUGCGGCCGAGUCUAGGGCGAGGGAGCAGGCCGGGAGUCGCCAGCGUCAACUACCCCAACCGCUUACGUUUCGCGUCAUUAACCCACAGAAUGGCCGUGCGAUCUAUGCGGGAAUCCGGGAGUUCUCCGCCGAGGAUAAUGAAGUAGGCAUGAGCGCCUUCAUCCGUGCUGCUCUUGGACUGGAGGAGGAAUCCUCGCCGCAAUUGAACCUUCAAAACCCGCUAGGAUCCCUGUCUUCGAGCGUUCCGCCGCCCCCGUCACCCCGCCCUGUGGUCACAAUCCACGUGAAACAACUGCCGAAAGGCACCUACGUCCGCCUGCGCCCCCUCGAAGCCGGCUACGAUCCGGAAGAUUGGAAGGCCCUUCUCGAGCGUCAUAUGCGUGAUAAUUACACCACGCUAACAACCGGCGAACUUCUAACGGUGCCCGGCGGCCAGGAUGGGUCUUUUAGGUUCUUGGUCGACAGGGUGGAGCCGGAGGGUGAUGGAAUUUGCGUCGUCGAUACGGACCUUGAAGUUGAUAUCGUGGCUCUGUCCGAAGACCAGGCCAGGGAAACAUUGCGGAAGCGACUGGAGAAGGCCUCGCGUGCGCCUGGAACUCAAACAGGUUCGUCGAUGGGUGGCGCACUUGCAUUGGGAGUGUCUGUCGCUGGCCAAGUGAUACCAGGCGAAUACGUGGACUAUGAACUUGACAACUGGGACCGAGAACUUCCAAUAGAGGUUGAACUUGAUGUCGAGAGUGUAGAACAUGCAGAUGCCUAUCCGUUGAUCAGUCCGUUUUCCACGCGACAGCGGAAUCGUCCGAGGGGGGAUGAGCACAUCUUUAGUGAUUUCUCAGGUAGACCGUCGAAACGAAUCAGAAUGCAGCCGACAAACAUGGCGCUUGAGGGAGCAGAGGCUUUGUACAUAUCGGUAUAUGCCUUCGCCACCGCUCCCACCAAUCUGGAACCAUCCACGACGCCCUUGCGGUUUAGUCUGCGCGUGGCCGGUAGUUCGCCGGCCGAUGACGGAGAAAAACACACGACAGAAGACACGACCCCUACACCCCAAAAUCCAGAUGAUGAGGUGCAAUGCAAGAAUUGUCAUCAAGAGGUGCCCCAACGGACUUUGAUGCUGCACGAGAACUUUUGUCUUCGGAAUAACGUAUUUUGCUCUCACUGCCACACCGUAUUUCAGAGAAGAUCAUUGGAAUGGGAACAGCACUGGCACUGCGAUCGCGAUGAUUCUCAUGGCAAUGACUUGCCAAGCAAACACAGGCAUGACGCGAUCUUCCACACCGCAUGGCGUUGCCAUGCCUGCGGGCUCGAAGAGCAGCAUCAGGGGCUUCCCCAGCUUGCUCGGCACCGCACCACGGACUGCCCGGGUAAGCCGAUUCUGUGUCAGUUUUGCCACCUUGUGGUUCCCCAGAAGGGUGACUCGGACCCCGAGAUGCAUGAUCCGGAAGUUUUGAUGUCUGGGCUCACUCCCCACGAGUUGGUAGAUGGCGGGAGGACGACCGAAUGCCACCUAUGCGGUAAAAUUGUUCGACUGCGAGAUAUGAGGACGCAUCUGCGUCAUCAUGAUUUGGAGCGGUUAUCCAGACCGCCUCCUUACAUCUGUAGGAAUCAGAAUUGCGGGCGGACCCUUGAUCGCCGCAGCGCGCAAGGUACAGCAGCCAUCCUAGGAACCGACACUUUGGGUCUCUGCAGCAUCUGUUUUGGACCCCUUUACGUGGACAUGUACGAUCCGGAGGGGAAAGCGCUCCGGCGCCGCAUCGAACGACGGUAUCUCUCCCAAAUGAUGUCAGGAUGCGGGAAACCCUGGUGUCAAAAUGAGUACUGCAAGAAUGGCAGACAAGCCAAGCAAUCGUUCACGUCUGAUCGUAGUAUUGAUACCCAAACCAACAAUGCCCUUCCGGCGGCAACUGCCUUGGCCACGAUACGGCCCUUGGUUGAAGCUGUUGGCCUACAGAGUGGACGACCGAACACAACUGCUCCUUUCUAUUUUUGCACCGACCAAGUCGGCCAGCAGCGGCGCGUUCUCGCAGAGAUGUUGGCCGCGGAAUGUACGGCGACCGGCGGCAAAACAUACGAUUUGGCAUGGUGUAUUGCCGCGGUCGAAGCCACAGCGGGCAACAUGGACAAGGCGCCGGAGUGGUUGGAGAACUGGGCUCCUGCCCAGGGUGAGGAUUCUUCUGACGCCCUGACGUGA